AAGAAUGACAAGUUUCUAAAGUCAUUUUUGGACAAAAUUAAAAUGCAAAGAACCAAAUAAUUAUCCCAAAUCUCCCAAAAGUGUCAUUUUCGUUUGACGGGCACACAACUUUUGUUAUAGUAGUAAUAAUUCGUUGUUCUUGAUUACAAUUAAUUGAAAGUUAUUUAUCCAGUGGCUGAAUUAAUUGCGUCAUGUUUGAUCUAUCCUCUUCAUUUCUAAUUAUGCUCUGACAGAGUGGCCCAAGAAACACUCUAGACAGAAGCCCAAAGUGCUCAAAAAAGUGUAUUGAUAUAAUUUUCAGGAACUUGUUUACUCAUUACUCAAAAAUGACUGAAUACAAAUUGGUAGUCGUUGGAGCCGGUGGUGUAGGAAAAUCUGCCUUGACCAUACAAUUGAUACAAAAUCACUUUGUGGAUGAAUAUGACCCCACCAUUGAGGAUUCCUACAGAAAGCAAGUUGUUAUUGAUGGUGAUACUUGUCUGCUAGAUAUUUUGGACACUGCUGGUCAAGAAGAGUACAGUGCCAUGAGAGAUCAGUAUAUGAGAACAGGUGAAGGGUUCCUCUUAGUUUUUGCUGUGAAUUCUGCCAAAAGCUUUGAAGAUAUAGGGACAUACAGAGAACAGAUUAAGAGAGUUAAAGAUGCUGAAGAGGUGCCAAUGGUUCUUGUUGGAAAUAAAUGUGAUCUUUCUGCCUGGGCUGUAGACAUGAAUCAAGCUAGAGAGGUAGCCAAACAGUACGGGAUCCCAUUCGUGGAGACCUCGGCGAAGACGCGAAUGGGCGUAGACGACGCCUUCUACACUUUAGUUCGGGAAAUCCGGAAGGACAAGUCGAAAGGGGGCAAAAGUUCUCACAAAAAAUUCGGCGGACACGGGCGGGCUCCCUUCAAGCUGAAAUGCUCGAUUCUGUAAGGUCGCGACACGAUUUCGUAGAGAUUCGAAGUGAUAAAUUGUUUGGCAACCGAUUUGAUCUAACUGUAAGUUUACAGUGUGAGUGUUCAAUUAGUGCGGUACUGUGUGAUUUGGAAGAAUAUUUGAGAUUCUGGAGGGAUUUUAUUUGAGUCCAGUUUUGUUCUGGAGGAGUGUUUGUGAUGACUGUUGGUGUUCUUACAAGAAACUUUUCGGUUGUUUGGGCUAAUGCUAUCAUCUUGGAUGUAUUUCUGAAUUCGAAAUUCUAGGAUUAUUUCAG
Messenger RNA from Phaedon cochleariae (mustard beetle), 1185 nucleotides. Lineage: Eukaryota; Metazoa; Arthropoda; Insecta; Coleoptera; Chrysomelidae. The record is from the annotation of a GenBank genome assembly.